This is a messenger RNA of Lachancea meyersii CBS 8951, 915 nucleotides long. The record is from the annotation of a GenBank genome assembly. NCBI's taxonomy places the organism in Eukaryota, Fungi, Ascomycota, Saccharomycetes, Saccharomycetales, Saccharomycetaceae.
AUGAACGGAGCAAGGAUUCUUGAUGAGACAAGCCCGAUCAGAAAGCGUAAAACUUAUAAUUUUCGCACCAUCAAGCACUCCAAAUUUUACAAGUCCCUAAAGCAUCUCCCAGAGUUGGCAUCAUCAAAGCAACUGACCCAUGAUGCUAUAUUUCGAGAAGUUCAAGCUGAAUUUAGACAAGUGAAAUCUGAUGUGGCAAGCAUAGAAAGUUGGGUUGCGAAGGACCUUUCGCUUGAAACAAGUCAAAUGAGUAAAAUUGAGCUCAAGCUCAAAUCAUCACUAAAGCGGUUCAACCAUCAGUAUAAAAAAAUAUCUCGAAGACGAGCGGCCCGGGAAAGUCAGGCCCAAUCACAGUCCGAUGAGUGUACCAAAACAAUCGCAGUACUUGAAAAUGAUCUUCGCCUGCUUCAUGAGCAAGCAGACAGUUUUAUGCGAAAAGUGGCGAGCAAAGAGAGCGAACUUCCCGCAAAGUACAGGCUGCUUAACAAGCUGUCUUUCAAUAAGCGGCAUUACCCCUUGCUACAUGAACUUCUUGAAAGUCUCUCUCCAAUGCCUGUUUCUCCAGAGGACCAACUGACGCGAAGUUCUGAUAACAGCAUAUCUGCACUAGAAGACAGCUUCCGAGAUAUAUCAUCUAACCUGGAAGCCCCUAGCCCUGACCCAAUUGAGGUGCCAGUGGACACUAACAAUCGCAGGCACGAGGCUACAAGAAAGUCGCUUUUCAAUCCAGCAAGUACGUCAGGAUCAGUGAUAUUCCCGCCAGAUAUCAUAUCCGCCCGUAAAAUCUCAACCGCUUCCCCUGCGUUGGUAAGUACGUCGUACCAUCAAGCAACUCGAUCUGACUUUGGACCGGAGUUCACAGGGCGAAGCGAUACGUCAAGUAGCCUACAUAGUAAUCUAAAUGUCCGAAAAUGA